This is a messenger RNA of Colletotrichum spaethianum, 3009 nucleotides long. RefSeq names its product GPI ethanolamine phosphate transferase 1. The record is from RefSeq and is a predicted model, not a curated record. The transcript has 5 exons. Lineage: Eukaryota; Fungi; Ascomycota; Sordariomycetes; Glomerellales; Glomerellaceae. Gene Ontology annotation, cellular component: endoplasmic reticulum membrane. Bases 1 to 3009 code for a protein of 1002 amino acids. Gene Ontology annotation, biological process: GPI anchor biosynthetic process. Gene Ontology annotation, molecular function: mannose-ethanolamine phosphotransferase activity.
AUGGCCGUCUCUUCGCGCGCCAGCUUUCUGGCCAUCGCAGUCGUCUUUCACCUCGCCUACAUUUACUCCAUUUUCGACAUUUACUUUGUUAGUCCAAUCGUUUCGGGCAUGGCACUUGUCCAGAUCGACCGGCCCGACCAUGUCAAAGCUCCUGCUGAUCGUUUGGUUCUCUUCGUUGGAGAUGGUUUGCGAGCGGACAAGGCCUUCCAGUCCUUCCCAGAACCAUACCCCGAAUCCGAGGACGACCUGACUCCACGGCCAUUGGCCCCUUUCCUAAGAUCCCGCGUCUUGGAGCACGGCACCUUCGGCGUGUCGCAUACACGCGUGCCCACUGAGUCUCGUCCCGGUCACGUUGCGCUCAUCGCCGGCCUAUACGAGGACGUCUCGGCUGUCGCGACUGGCUGGAAGCACAACCCUGUCAACUUCGACAGCGUCUUCAACCGGAGCCGUCACACUUGGAGCUGGGGUUCUCCUGAUAUCCUUCCUAUGUUCGAGGACGGUGCUGUCCCUGGCCGUGUGGAUUCCUACACCUACGGCCAUGAGUUUGAGGAUUUUAGCCAGGAUGCUCUGCAGCUUGACUACUGGGUCUUUGAUCAUGUCAAGGAGCUUUUUGCCGAGGCGGCCAAGAACGAAACCCUGGACGCUGCCCUUCGUCAGGACAAGGUCGUCUUCUUCCUCCAUCUUCUUGGUUUGGAUACCAACGGUCACUCGUACCGGCCUUACUCAAAGGAAUAUCUCAACAAUAUCAAGGUUGUGGACCAAGGCGUAAAGGAAAUAACUGCGCUUAUCGAGAAGUUCUACGCUGAUGACCGAACCGCUUUCGUCUUCACAGCGGACCACGGCAUGAGUGACUGGGGAAGCCACGGCGACGGCCAUCCGAACAAUACUCGUACGCCCUUAAUCACCUGGGGUUCUGGCAUCGCACCGCCGGUGCUCACGCCAGACUCCGUUGCUCCAGGGCACGACGAGUACUCGUCCGACUGGCACCUUAACAGUGUCAAGCGACACGAUGUGGCGCAAGCUGACAUUGCGGCCCUGAUGUCAUACUUGAUCGGCGUGGAGUUCCCUGCCAACUCUGUUGGCGAGCUUCCCUUGUCUUAUGUUUCGUCGAGCAUCGAGGAGAAAGCGCAGGCGGCUCUUGUUAACGCCCGUGAGAUUCUCGAGAUGUACAGAGUGAAGGAAGAGCGGAAGAAGGCGACGGAGUUGCGCUAUCGGCCGUUCGGACCACUGAGUGACGCGGGUUUCACCCCUGAUAGCCGGGUGGCUGACAUUCAACGUCUGGUCGACGCUGGCAACUACGAAGAGGCUAUUGAAGAAUCGGCUGCUCUUAUGAAAAUUGCGUUGGAGGGCUUGAGAUACCUCCAAACAUAUGACUGGCUCUUCCUUCGCACGCUGAUCACGAUUGGCUACCUUGGCUGGAUGGCGUUUGCACUCACUAUUGUCAUCGACUUGCACGUCUUGCGAGGCAGCCACCCCCCUUGCCGUACGACAAUGGGCACAAUGGUUUCCACAUCAGUACUCGCAGCACUGUACGCAUCCUUUAUCAUCUCCAAGUCCCCGAUCACCUAUUAUGCGUACGGUUUCUUUCCCGUCGUCUUUUGGGAAGAAGUUUGGGCCCGACGCCGUUCACUUGUUGAAGGUAGGCAGGUGCUUUUCGGGCACAUCAAGACUGGAGGCAGCCUGGUAUCGUUUUCGUUGAACGUUGUGUUCUACGUUGGCAUCAUUGUCUCUUUGGUAAGAUUCAUCCUCACUUUUAACCACUUUGAUGUUGCUAACACAGCCGAGGCUCUUGGAUACAUCUAUCGCGAGGUCUUGACCGUCAUUUAUGUCCUUGCGGCAUUCUGGCCCAUGACGUACGGCUUGAGAUUCCUCCAUACGAACGCGUUGCUGUCUGUGGUCUGGUUUCUCUCGUGCCUCGUCAUGAGUGUAUUCACAUUGCUUCCGGCCAUGAAAACAGAGGACGUCCCUCUCAUCGUGGCCGGUGGAACUGCCAUGGCAGCUAUUGGUCUGGCUUAUCUUGUUUGGGAAGACAAGCUUCUUGCAAGACCAGCUCUGCCGACUGCCAGGGCUCUGACUGGUGUCCAGGUCGGUCUCAUCCUGCUCGCAAUCGUAGUUACCCGGUCCAGCGCCUUGUCUCUACAAGCAAAACUAGGAUUGCCUCGGGGCAACCAGGUGGUUGGCUGGGUUAUUCUUGUUGUUUCGCUGCUUAUGCCACUGGCCCAUCGCCUGCAGCCCAACAAUCACUACAUGCACCGUCUGAUGACUAUGUUCUUGACCUGCGCGCCGACGUUUGUAAUUCUGACCAUCUCGUAUGAAGGGCUUUUCUACGUGGCUUUCAGCAUUUUGCUGGUCGCCUGGGUGGGCCUUGAGCAUCGCGUAUUCAUUUUUAACAAGAGCUCUGCAGACGAGCGACGCUUGCAAUCCAAUGGUACUGCCAACAAAAAGCCGGAAACGUCUUCGUCAGCUUUCAGAGCCUUGACUCUCGCCGACGCGCGAGUUUCAUUGUUCUUCUUCGUCUUGCUGCAAUCGGCCUUCUUCAGCACAGGCAAUGUGGCUUCGGUCUCGUCCUUCAGCCUAGACAGCGUAUACCGGCUGAUCCCCAUCUUCGACCCCAUUUCCCAGGGAGCACUGCUCGUUCUGAAGCUCAUGAUCCCCUUCGCCCUCAUUUCGGCCAACCUCGGAAUCCUCAACGUUAGACUGGGCGUGGCGCCCUCGUCUCUCUUUAUGGUUGUCAUGGCCAUUAGCGAUGUUCUUACACUCUACUUCUUUUGGGUGGUGAAGGACGAGGGUUCGUGGUUAGAGAUCGGCUCCACCAUCAGUCACUUUUUUAUUGCGAGUUUGCUCUGCGUCUUUGUGGCCGCCCUUGAGGGAGUCAGUGCGCUGUUCAUUGGCGGCAUCGAAGUCGAGGGACCGCAAGGUAAUGGCAUACAGAACGGGACGGUAGCAUCUCAUACCACAGGACACACAACUACCAACGGCAAGAUACCUUCAGCCGUUGCCAACCCAUGA